Molecule: messenger RNA, 1975 nt
Organism: Spinacia oleracea (spinach)
Lineage: Eukaryota; Viridiplantae; Streptophyta; Magnoliopsida; Caryophyllales; Amaranthaceae
Product: probable pectinesterase/pectinesterase inhibitor 41
Exons: 2
Coding region: 53-1825 (590 amino acids)
Biological process (GO): cell wall modification
Molecular function (GO): enzyme inhibitor activity; pectinesterase activity
Source: RefSeq, a predicted model, not a curated record
UUUGCUACUCUAUUAAACUCCUCACUUGCACAAAUACUCCCUCUCUAACAAUAUGGCCCUCUACCACCCACCCUCAUUCCUUAUUACACUAUCAUCCAUCCUCCUCCUCCUCCAACUCGCCACAACUCAUACAAAUUCAUUACCAUUAACACCCUCGCAACCACAAGGGUCGAACAAUGCAUCGGCCUCGAUGCCAGCCUCAGCCGUUUGCCAGUCCACCCUAUACCCUUCCUACUGCAAAGAUGUCCUACAAUCCGCUAACAAAACCGCCAAUGUGUAUGAAUACGGCCGCUUCUCGUUCAAGCGGUCCGUCUCACAAGCGGCAAGGUUCCUUAAAGUCGUGAACAAGUACCUCCACGACAGUAGAAAACUCAAACUCACACCCUCCGCGGUGGCAGCCUUACAAGACUGCCAGUUCCUAGCGGAGCUCAACGUCGAUUUCUUAGCCGACUCCUUCAACGCCGCCGUGAACACGCAAGAAAAUAAAACUCUUGCACUUACGACGGUGGAGGAUGUUCAAACCUUCCUUAGUGGCAUCCUCACUAACCAGCAGACUUGUCUCGACGGACUCAAGUCUGCCGAGUCAGCAUGGUCAUUCGACCGUGGAAUUACCUCUCCUUUAUCAACCGACACUAAACUAUACUCCAUUGCUCUCUCUCUUUUUACCAAAGCAUGGAUCCCAAAAAAGAAAAAGGGUUCAAAGCCUCCCCGAGGAAAGAAACACCCCGGCUUCUUCGGUAAUAAUGGCGGCCGCCUCCCUGGUUUAAAAAUGUCCGACAAUGCUCGAGCCGUGUUCGAGGCCAGUCUUAGCCGCCGCCACGAACGGCUGCUAGGUAGUGACAAUGAAGGUGAUGAUCAAGUGCUUAUAUAUGAUGUUGUGACCGUGAGCAAAGAUGGUAGCGGGAAUUUUAGUACGAUAAAUGAUGCAAUUGCGGCUGCACCUAAUAAAACUGAAGCAAGUGAUGGAUAUUACUUGGUUUAUGUAAGUGCUGGUGUUUAUGAAGAGAAUGUCUCCAUUGAUAAGAAGAAGAGGUAUAUUAUGAUGAUUGGUGAUGGUAUUAAUCAGACCAUUAUUACCGGUAAUCGAAGUGUUGCUGACAAAGUUUUUAGUACUUUCCAGUCGGCUACUUUUGCUGUAACGGGAACAGGAUUUGUGGGCAUGAAUAUGACCAUAAGAAACACAGCCGGUGCAAUCAAUCAUCAAGCAGUUGCUCUAAGAAGCGGAUCAGAUUUAUCAGCCUUUUAUAAUUGCAGUUUCGAAGGGUACCAAGACACGUUAUAUGCCCAUUCCUUAAGACAGUUUUACAGAGAAUGCGACAUUUAUGGGACGGUCGAUUUUAUAUUUGGUAACGCUAAUGUAGUGUUCCAAAACUGCAACAUAUAUCCUCGUUUACCCUUAGACAAUCAAUUCAAUGCUAUUACCGCUCAAGGAAGAACUGAUCCGAACCAAAACACCGGCAUUUCUAUAGAAAAUUGUGUGAUCCGUGCAUCGGACGACCUUGCUAAUAGUAAUAGCACGACGAAGACGUACCUAGGGAGGCCGUGGAAGGAAUACUCGAGAACGGUUUAUUUGGAGUCGUUUAUUGAUAAUGUGGUUGAUCCUAGUGGUUGGAGAGAAUGGAAUGGGAGUUUUGCGUUGGAUACUUUAUAUUAUGGUGAAUUUAACAAUACAGGUCCUGGUUCUAAUGUUACGGAUAGAGUGAGUUGGGCAGGUUAUCAUGUUAUGAAUGCGACGGAUGCAUCUAGUUUUACUGUUUCUACCUUUGUGUUUGGUGAUGAAUGGUUGCCUCAAACAGGGGUACCUUACACUAGUGGUUUGUUGUAAUUAUUCUAAACAUUAUUGAUAUUAUUUUAGAUAUUAUUAUGCAGAAUUUAGAUACUUCCUUUACAUUUACAUUUGAUUAUUCAUAUUUUUAUCUUAUUUUAGAAUUUGUAUUGAUUUCUCAUGGAAUAAAAAUUGCAUGUACUUCCUCGA